AUGGGCGUUCAAUCUACCGAUAAAUUUGCUACAAAGGCAAUUCACGCUGGUGCUCAUAUUGAUGUUCACGGUUCAGUUAUCGAACCGAUCAGUUUGUCAACUACUUUCAAACAAUCUGAACCAACCAAGCCACUAGGUGAAUACGAGUAUUCUAGAUCUCAAAAUCCAAAUAGAAAAAAUUUGGAAGAUGCUCUAGCUGCUUUGGAAAAUGGUAAAUACGGUUUGGCAUUUUCGUCAGGUUCCGCAACAACUGCCAUCGUUUUGCAAUCAUUACCUCAAGGUUCUCAUGCAAUUUCCAUCGGUGACGUUUACGGUGGUACUCAUAGAUAUUUCACUAAAGUUGCUAAUGCUCAUGGUGUUGACACCACUUUUACCAAUAACUUGAUUGAAGAUCUGCCAAAAUUGGUCAAGGAAAACACAAAACUUGUUUGGAUUGAAUCACCAACCAAUCCAACUCUAAAAGUUACAGACAUCGAACUUGUUGUCAAGACCGUUAAAAAACUAAAUCCAGAAAUUUUAGUCGCAGUCGACAAUACUUUCCUAUCACCAUACCUAUCUAACCCUCUGAACUUUGGUGUCGAUAUUGUCGUGCACUCCGCCACAAAAUACAUCAAUGGUCAUUCUGACGUCAUAAUGGGUUUAUUAGCUACAAAUAAUCAACAGGUUUACGAGAAACUACAAUUUUUGCAAAAUGCCGUUGGUGCGAUUCCAUCACCAUUCGACUGUUGGUUAGCUCACAGAGGUCUAAAGACUUUACAUCUGAGAGUUAAGCAAGCUUGUCUCUCGGCACAACAAAUUGCAGAAACUUUAUCGACCCAUUCAGCCGUCAAAGCCGUAAACUAUCCGGGGUUAUCUACUCAUCCAAAUCAUGACGUUGUAUUGAAACAACAUCGUGACGGUUUAGGGGGUGGUAUGAUCUCUUUCAGAAUUAACGGUGGCUCUGCUGCUGCUUCAAAAUUUGCCUCCUCCACCAGACUAUUCACUUUGGCCGAAUCAUUGGGUGGUAUCGAAUCAUUAGUUGAGGUUCCUGCCGUAAUGACCCAUGGUGGUAUUCCAAAGGAGCAAAGAGAAGCAAGCGGUGUCUAUGAUGAUCUAAUCAGACUUUCUGUCGGUAUUGAAGAUUCACAAGAUCUAUUGGAAGAUAUCUUGAAAGCAUUGCAAUCUGCAACUAAAUAA
This is a messenger RNA of Zygotorulaspora mrakii, 1176 nucleotides long. It is a transcript of the gene CYS3, whose product is annotated as cystathionine gamma-lyase CYS3. Lineage: Eukaryota; Fungi; Ascomycota; Saccharomycetes; Saccharomycetales; Saccharomycetaceae. Gene Ontology annotation, biological process: transsulfuration. Bases 1 to 1176 code for a protein of 391 amino acids. Gene Ontology annotation, cellular component: cytoplasm. Gene Ontology annotation, molecular function: cystathionine gamma-lyase activity; pyridoxal phosphate binding. The record is from RefSeq and is a predicted model, not a curated record. The transcript has a single exon.